GUGGUACUACGGCUGUGUGGCUUCGACUACUACUUUUGGCAAUGGCAUCCAACGGAGUCAAUGUGCCUGGCGUUCGUACAUGUUAUAACUAUGGACAGCCUGGUCACAUUUCUAGAUACUGUCCCCUUCCUGACCGUAGGUUAAACGGCGUUCAGUCUGGUAACACUGCUAUUGUUCCGUCUCAACCUUUGUUGACUGUUCCGCCAGCUGGUGUUGGUACGACAAUCCCUUUCUAUCCAAAUCAGUUCAACGGUGGUGGUAGUGGUUCUGGCCUAGGAAGGAGAGUGUCAACCUUAGAGGAGAUCGUCGGCAAGAUCAAUAGCAAGCACGAAGCAGAUGAAGCUAGGGAACGCUUGCAGCGAGAAGAGGAAGAGCGAAAGAAGAGAGAACGGGAGGAGGAGAGAAGGGAGAAGGAGAAAAAACAACGAGAAGAUUUUCAGUCACUAAUGCAUAAAGAAAUGUCAACUAAACUGGACAAGGUGUGCGAUGCGGUCAACGGGAAGAAGGCCGGCGAGAGUGAGGAGAUCAUGAAUCUGAACGCUCAAAUUGAAGACCUUCGACAAAGUCUGAAGGGCAAACAGAAGGUUGUUGAGGACGAGGAAGUGACUAAACUUCGUGCCGAAGUCGAGCGUUUGAAGAGGGGGCGGGACGUUGCUAGCACCUGGACUACUGUUACUAGACUAGUCAGUGAAGCCGAAGAACUGGCGCGCUUGCGUCGAGAGCAGGUUGAUACUCAAGCCGCUACUAACAAGAGGCUUGCGUCACUGGAGGAGGUCAUCCAUGCACUACAGAAGCAGUGCGAGCUUGCCGAAGCUAAUGCUGAAGCCUGGAGAAGCGAAGCUCUGCGACCAGGUAACAAGAGAGGCAGCGUAGCCAUUGGGCAUACACCAGUUACGGAAGCCAGAGUGAGACCGAGGGUUACUCCGGCUGCCUCUCCCUGUACGGUGAAUCAACAGAUUAAGGGAAUUGUCGAACGUUAUCAGCGGGAGGUUGAUCUGCAGAAGGAGAUGCGUUUGUGAGAACUUCAAGUUAAUGCACGUAAAGA
This is a messenger RNA of Chara braunii, 1045 nucleotides long. Lineage: Eukaryota; Viridiplantae; Streptophyta; Charophyceae; Charales; Characeae. The record is from the annotation of a GenBank genome assembly.